AUGACACCUGCCUGCUGUGGGCUUGGGUUUCCCCGCCUGGGACCUGCCUCCCACCUGAGCACGGAUCGCGCGGCCCAGAGUUGGGAAGACACCUGCUGGGGAGAAGCAGGGUGCAAAAUCAAGGCUCUGCGGGCCAAGACGAACACAUACAUCAAGACGCCGGUGCGUGGGGAGGAGCCCGUCUUCAUCGUAACUGGCCGCCAGGAGGACGUGGAGAUGGCCAAACGCGAGAUCCUGUCUGCGGCGGAGCACUUCUCGGUGAUCCGUGCCACCCGCAGCAAGGCCGGCGGGCUGCCCGGCACCGCGCAGGGCCCACCCAACCUGCCGGGACAGACCACCAUCCAGGUGCGCGUGCCCUACCGCGUGGUGGGGCUGGUCGUGGGGCCCAAAGGCGCCACCAUCAAGCGCAUCCAGCAGCGGACGCACACGUACAUCGUGACGCCCGGGCGGGACAAGGAGCCGGUGUUCGCGGUCACGGGCAUGCCCGAGAACGUGGACCGGGCCCGGGAGGAGAUCGAGGCGCACAUCACGCUGCGCACCGGCGCCUUCACCGACGCCGGCCCCGACAGUGACUUCCACGCCAACGGCACCGACGUCUGCCUGGACCUGCUCGGAGCCGCUGCAGGCCUCUGGGCCAAGGCCCCCAACCCCGGGCGGCGGCCCACCCUGCCUAGCGCCAGCCUCCGGGGGGACAGUACCCUGGGCGCCCCGGGGGGCCCCGAGGCCUUCUACCCCAGCAGCCGCGGAGGACCGCCAGUGCCGGACACGGGCCCCGCCAGCCCCUGCGGCUCAGGCAACGGGGGCUUCACCUUCGGCGGGGACGGCCCUGGAGCCCCGACUGGGCCACCUGCCCCCGAGGACUGUGACUUCGGCUUCGACUUCCUGGCGCUGGACCUGACGGUGCCCGCAGCAGCCACCAUCUGGGCCCCCUUCGAGCGCGCUGCGUCCGUGCAGGCCUUCGUCAACGGGGCCCCCGGCCCGCCGGCCCCCGGUGUCCGGCGCAGCAGCGGGGCUGGUACCCCGCGACACUCCCCCACGCUGCCGGAACCGGGGGGCCUGGGCCUGGAGCUCCCGCUGGCCCGCCGCGGCCCCCCGGACCCGGUGGGUGCCCUGCCCUGGCGGCCCCCGCAGGGCUCCCUGUCAUCUUUCUCAAGCAGCAGCAGCUUCUCCACGGCCACCUCGCUGCCCAGCAGCUCCUCAGCCUCCACAUGUUCCCCCCUGGACUCCAGCGCCUCCGAGAUCAGCCGCAAGCCCUCAGCCGCCGCGACCUCCGGGCCCGGGGUGCCCGUGGCCUCCGCCGCCCCCGGCCCGGCCCUGGUGCGGGAGUGCGUGGUGUGUGCGGAAGGCGAGGUGAUGGCCGCGCUGGUGCCCUGCGGCCACAACCUCUUCUGCAUGGACUGCGCUGUGCGCAUCUGCGGCAAGAGCGAGCCCGAGUGCCCCGCCUGCCGCACGCCCGCCACCCAGGCCAUUCAUAUCUUUUCCUAACGAGUCGCUCCCGCGGCCACGGGGCCAUCCUGAGGCCCCGGGAGUGGGCAGUGCUCUGGGCCGGGCUGGGGGAGGAGAGAUGAGGGCAGGGGUGGAGGGGCAGGCCGGGGCGGGGCAGGGGGCAGUGUGGCCAGUGUUUACAGAUGAGCUUUAACUCCGGUCCCAGGCAUGGAGACAGUGACCCGGCAGCCCAGUGGCACCUCAGUUCUUAACAAAUAACAGUAUUGAGUUGACAGGUUAAAAUAAACCAGAGAGAAAAGGUCUGUUGCACUUUUUAUUUGAGACACACACACACACCUACACCCCCAGGGUGAUCUUUUUAAAGAAAAAAAAAUUUUUACAGCCAUCAGUUGUCCUCCUUUUCUACGAAGUGGAUUUCUGAUUGGACAGUGUUGUUUUUACAGGGUGGCAGCCUCUGCAGAAAGUCCCACCAGGAGGACGGUGACAUUUUUACUACCUUUUCACUCCCUUUUUGGGGCUAACUGGUCACCCUUUUGUAGGUCAGCCCCAGGAAGGCCGGAGGGGGGCGGGGGGAGGGGCACAGGGGCAUCCCAACCAGAAAUUUCUAACUUUUUUAUUUUUAAUUAUUAAUCCUCUUCUGCUGUGGUUUAUGUUGUCCGUUUUUUAAAUUUUUUUAAUUGUUUUUUUUUUUUUUUUUUUUACUUUUACUUUUUACCUCUUGUGUAUAUGUAGCAAAUUUAUAGGGAAAUAUGUAUGUACUUUAUGGAAUAAAUUUUAAGAACUAAAAUAUAUUUUAUUUUAAAGUAACGGACCUUUAAUCUUACGCAGCUAAAUUACUGAUUAUAUAUUUGCUGAGCUGACUUAAGGGUUCAGAAAAUUGUAUCAAGAGUUUUAUUUUUUGACUCCAAAGCCUUCUUAAUAAAGUCUUUUUAUGACGUGCGA
Myotis lucifugus (little brown bat) is the source of this 2388-nucleotide messenger RNA. It is a transcript of the gene MEX3D, whose product is annotated as mex-3 RNA binding family member D. Gene Ontology annotation, molecular function: RNA binding. NCBI's taxonomy places the organism in Eukaryota, Metazoa, Chordata, Mammalia, Chiroptera, Vespertilionidae. The record is from RefSeq and is a predicted model, not a curated record.